Symbiodinium necroappetens is the source of this 1743-nucleotide messenger RNA. The record is from the annotation of a GenBank genome assembly. NCBI's taxonomy places the organism in Eukaryota, Dinophyceae, Suessiales, Symbiodiniaceae.
GCGCUCACGCACUUUCCACCCUUGAAAGAGGGUGCCUCGGUACUGGAGUACACUUUAGGGUACGAACGCCUUAUCACUGAGUAUGAGAAGCUAUCGUCCGCACGGUACCCGGAGGAUCUAAAGAUCUCCACGCUGAUGUCUGGCCUGCCACAAGAUAUCAAGCGAUAUUUGCAGUUACAAAUUGAAGACUCCACUCCGUGCAAUGGUCUCCAUAGCACUCUGCUCUACGUGAAACGGGCCUGUGCCCAUGCAUCGAGCAGGGCAGGGUCCUGGAAAGGCAAGAAGGGUGAUGUUGGAAAGGACAAAGGCAAGAAGGGCAAAGGCGAUAAGGGUUCUUGGCACAACAAGGGCUACGACCAGGCUAAGGGUUACAAGGGCUACGCCAAUUUCAAGGGCAAUGUCAAGGGCAAGGUUGGUGGUGGUAAAGGCAAGGAGAGAGGCAAGAAGUCUUUUGGGUCAGGUUUUGGCAGUCCUGGUGGAAAGGGAAAAGGUCCAUGCUUUAUCUGUGGGCGCAUGGGUCAUCGUGCUGCAGAGUGUCAUUUGCGAGUCCGUGUGCAACAAGUUCGCCGGCUGGAGCUUGCACGCGACGUCCUGAUGGAGGAGAUCUUCGACGAGACCGAGGCAGGUGAGGUUGGCGAGCCACUGUGGGAAAGUCACGUUCAUGAUCUUUCGUGGUAUGAGUCAGAAGAAGUUUGGGAUGAAGGUUGGGAUGAGUAUGAUGGGUUUGGUGGCUAUGUGCGCAUGGUUGCUGAGAUUGUGGAGCCUGCAGAGCAUGACUUGCUAGAGGAUGUCCAGUCUGAGUGUGGUAGCAGCUGCUCUUUGCCUUCCACUUCCACUUUGCAUUUCUCUUUGUGCGAUGAAGAUGAAGUUGAUUCCCAGUGUGAGCUUGAAAGUGGAGCUGAAAGCGAUUGGGUUCUGUUGCAGCAAGCCCGAGCUGAAGAAGCCGAACUCUGCGUGCGUGCAGUAGCAGCGGGUCACGAAGUAAUCCUCGACUCAGGUGAUGAUGUCACGGUGCUUCCGAUGCACAUGAGGAACUCCGUUGCUGCUACCAUGAAAAUUUUCAGAACGGAAGAGGCCCAGGUGCGCAUGGUGGUUGAGUUGGGUGAGUCGUUCGUGAACAGUUUGAAGAGACGGGGUUGGCAGUUGAAUGAGAAUGGUCAGCCUGCGCAUGUGAACAACAGUUCGUCCACUACAACCGACCCCAGUGAGAUGUAUGAUCCUGAAGUUUUGGCGCGUCGUACCACUUUGGUGCAACAGAGCGGCCGGCGCUACACAGUCUUCGAGUGCGGUGAGUACUGGGAGCCAAAGCCUGUGAUGGAGAUAGGAGGCAACCCUACUACCAAAGUGAUCACCAUCCUCACCACCCAGCCUGUCGAGCCCGAGUCGCUAGGAAAAGUAGUUGCAGAAGAUGUGGCCAUUGUUCCCAGGUUUCCUCGACCUGCGCCUGGUGAUGCUGGUGGUUCUGGCGAAGCUGAUCUCGAGACUGCUGGAGCUGAAGAUGAGCCUCGGCAGAGCAUUGGAGCUCCUGUUUUGGGGCCCGAGUUCACUGGACCCAAAGCCACGCUUUGGGACCGUCUCAAGAAGGAGGUGGCCAUGAACCAGUUGAAGGUGGCUGUUCAGGCUAGCGAUGCGGCAGUGGAAGCGUACACCCCUGAUGUGAACCAUGGACCACUUCCUGUGAAGCCUGAUCCCCAGACGGUGAUGAUUCACGAGCUUACGCAUAUCCCCAGAGCAGACUGGUGA